UUCCUCCUGCCCUUACCAGUCAUGGCGCUGGCCAGUGUGUUGGAGAGGCCGCUAGCGGUGAAUCAGCGCGGGUUUUUCGGACUCGGGGGUCGCGCGGAACUGCUGGACCUGGGUCCAGGGAGUCCCAGCGAUGGGCUGAACCUAGCCGCGCCCAGCUGGGGUGCCCCAGAUGAGCCGAAAAUCGAAAUGCUUCAUGGAACCACCACCCUGGCCUUCAAGUUUCGCCACGGAGUCAUUGUCGCCGCGGACUCCCGAGCCACCGCGGGUGCCUACAUUGCCUCCCAGACGGUGAAGAAGGUCAUCGAGAUCAACCCCUACCUGCUGGGGACCAUGGCCGGGGGCGCCGCUGACUGCAGCUUCUGGGAGCGACUCUUGGCCCGGCAGUGCCGCAUCUACGAGCUGCGCAAUAAGGAGCGCAUCUCCGUAGCCGCAGCGUCCAAACUGCUGGCCAACAUGGUGUAUCAGUAUAAAGGCAUGGGACUCUCCAUGGGCACCAUGAUCUGUGGCUGGGAUAAGAGAGGCCCUGGCCUCUACUAUGUGGACAGUGAAGGCAACCGGAUCUCAGGGGUCACCUUCUCUGUCGGCUCCGGCUCUGUGUAUGCUUAUGGGGUCAUGGAUCGGGGCUAUUCCUACGACAUGGAAGUGGAGCAUGCCUAUGACCUGGCCCGCCGAGCCAUCUACCAAGCCACCUACAGAGAUGCUUACUCAGGAGGUUCGGUCAACCUCUACCACGUCCGGGAGGAUGGCUGGAUCCGAGUCUCCAGUGACAACGUAGCUGACCUGCAUGACAAGUACAGUGGGUCUGCCCACUGAAGGAGGGUGGAUGUGGCCACUUGCAUUCACCCCUUGGGCUGACUUGGUUAAUACGAGUCCAGCACCCCGUUCCAUCGUGGCUAGGCCCCGAAUUGUAUCGGUCAUUAUAUUUUUUAAAGCUCUGGAGCAUUGACCUCUGCCUGUUACCAAUUACUGAGUUGCUCCGGAGCUGAUUUCUUGUUUAACUCUCUUGGUUGUUAACAUUACACUACUCAACCUCA
Sorex araneus (European shrew) is the source of this 1034-nucleotide messenger RNA. RefSeq names its product proteasome 20S subunit beta 5 (gene PSMB5). The record is from RefSeq and is a predicted model, not a curated record. Bases 22 to 813 code for a protein of 263 amino acids. The transcript has 3 exons. Gene Ontology annotation, molecular function: threonine-type endopeptidase activity. Lineage: Eukaryota; Metazoa; Chordata; Mammalia; Eulipotyphla; Soricidae. Gene Ontology annotation, cellular component: proteasome core complex.